Messenger RNA from Chaetomium globosum CBS 148.51, 3381 nucleotides. RefSeq lists its product as uncharacterized. NCBI's taxonomy places the organism in Eukaryota, Fungi, Ascomycota, Sordariomycetes, Sordariales, Chaetomiaceae. The record is from RefSeq and is a predicted model, not a curated record. The transcript has 4 exons. Gene Ontology annotation, biological process: RNA polymerase II preinitiation complex assembly; transcription by RNA polymerase II. Bases 1 to 3381 code for a protein of 1126 amino acids. Gene Ontology annotation, cellular component: transcription factor TFIID complex. Gene Ontology annotation, molecular function: histone acetyltransferase activity; TBP-class protein binding; RNA polymerase II general transcription initiation factor activity.
AUGCGCCCUGUGGGCUGCCCCAUGAUGCAGCAGUGCGACUGCCGCAACUUCCUUCCCUCCAACACUGCACCGGGCGCCUCAUUCGACCAAGCCGGCAAGGCCGACGAUGCUGUUGAUUACGAAGAUAUUGAUCUCAGUGACGACGACUUACCCGAUGAGGAACCCUCUGCGGACCGCGCGAGCCGCGCGAGCAGCGACGGCCCACCCGCGGUCAACAACAAUGAAGACGAUGACGAUGACCUUUUCGGCGAAAACCUCCCCUCGUCUCCGCUAGAUGCCAACGGCGGUCUUGCGUCGUCGCCCCUUCCUAUGGAUACCAGCGAUGAGGAUCGCACGCAAACCGACAAGGCAUCUCUACAGGAACUCAUCGCCUUGAAUUUCGACCACGGCCCGAAACCGAGCGAUGCGAACCAAGACCCGAACAUUCCCCCUCCGGCGGAAAGUCUUGCCGAAGCCGUAAAGCAAGCGUUCCCGGGAUUCAAAGAAAAGACCGUUCUUCGCUGGAACGAGAUCCUCCGCCCAAAGCAAGCCCACUGGAUCUCCAAGAAACCGGCCAAGCCUCCGAAGCCGCUGGUGCCGACAAAGCUCAGCUUGGAUCUUGAUGCCGACCAAGAAAAGCUAUUCCGUAUUCCCGGCCCGGCGACGAUAUCUGUCUAUCAGAAAAUCCGGGAUGCCGAAGCCCGCGGCCUCGUUUGCCUCGAGGAGCCCGAGCCCCUCGAGCAGGCGGACCUCGAGGUCUUCAACCUAGACGACGAUUCCGAUUCCGAGGUCGUGGGAGGUUUCACUCUUCGCGACAUCGCCCUAGUAUGCGACGACUGGGAUGCCAUGAUCAGUCUGGGCGAUUCCGUCCCCGCCCAACCCUCUCCUCCGAGCCAAUCCAGCAACAUCCCCGACAACCUGCUCAUUAAGACUGAGCUUGAUGGCGAUGAUGAAGACUGGGACAGGAUGUUUCUCGAUGCGCCAGCGGCAAAGAAACGACGUUUGGAGAUCCCCAAGGGCCUCCCGCCCAUCCCUCGGUUCACGGCGCCCAACUUUGACAACUUUGAGGAGGCUACUUCCAAGCUGGGAAAGCGCGUUAUUCUCGAUAUGAACGACCCCUACCUCCUCAUCGACGAUGUCGAGUCCGAGCGCGUUGCUAAACGGCGCAAGAUUCAACACAAGACGGUGCGCAUGGCCAACGGCCGCCUCGGUCGGGAGUUGUCGCAGCGCUUCAACUUUUCGUCAGAUACCGCCUAUGACGCUCUGAAGGAGAACAGCCAGAGCAAGGUGCGCGCCACACUGGCCUCGAUUCCAGUCGAACACAGCUUGGCGGCAAAGAGGCUCUCGUGGCCCUACUACAAGGUCAAGCUCUCUGCCAGCGAUCCGCAUAGUUACCAUCGGCCCCAGUUCCACCCACGUCGGGACGCUUUCCACCCAAUCAAGCUGAAACCUCCGACCCUGAAGAGGAAAAAGCAACUUAAGGGCAAGCGAAUUUCCGAAAUCUUCCAAUCUUCCUCGGACCUUACCAUGAACGACAACUCGACCGCGAUUCUCUUUGAGUACUGCGAGGAGAUUCCCAUCGUUCUGUCCAACUUCGGCAUGGGCCAAAAGAUUAUCAAUUACUACCGUCGCUCUAAAGGGACCGAUGCUAGGCCCGAAAAGCGAGAACUCGGCGAACCCUACAUCUUGAUGCCCGAGGACCGCUCACCGUUCGCCAUGGUCGGCCAAGUCCACCCUGGCGAGACGGUCCCCACAUUGCACAACCAAAUGUUCCGUGCCCCCAUCUUCAAGCACUCCCCCAGGAGUACCGACUUCAUCCUCGGCCGGAGCAGCACGGGCAAAUCCGGUUCGUCGUGGUAUCUCCGCAAUAUCGAUCACCUGUACGUCGUCGGCCAAAUUCUGCCCUCGAUGGAGGUGCCCGGGCCGCAUUCACGGCGGGUUACGAACAUCGCCAAGAAUCGUCUGAAGAUGGUGUCCUAUCGGCUUCUACACCGGAGCGACAACGUCACCUUGACCGAUAUUACCCGCCAUGUUGCCGACUCCAACGAGUCACAGAACCGUCAGAAACUUAAAGAAUUUCUCAUGUUCCGUAAGGAGCAAAGGAACUGGGUGCUCCCCGAGGGAGAGGAACUCAUGCCCGAGUCCGAAAUCCGGGAGCUCGUCCGCCCGGAGGAGGUUUGCCUCCUUGACGCGAUGCAGAUCGGCGCCCACGAGCUUGAGAACGGGGGCUAUGAGGUCAACGAUGCCGUCUUCAAGGACGACGACUUGAUGGACGGCGAUGAGCUUCCCCCGGACGCGCUUGCUAAUAAAAUGGCGCCGUGGCGGCUCACAAAGGCCUUCAUCGACGCGAGCCAUGGAAAAGCCAUGAUCGCCGUCCAUGGCCCCGGAGACCCGACUGGCAAGGGCCUCGGCGUCAGCUAUCUGCGAACCUCUAUGAAGGGUGGCUUCCUCGAGCAGCUUCAUGGUCCGCUCGCGACCUCUGCCGAUGCCAUAGAACGGCAGCGCAAGGCGAACGGCGGUCACAUGUACAAUGUCAAGAAUCAGGAUAGCCUUUACACAGAAUCCCUGCGAGACAUCUGGACCCGCCAGAAGCAGAGCCUCGAAGACACACAAGAGCACGACGACGAUGACGUUCUCGCCCAGGAGGACGAGGACGAGCGGUUCAACAUGCACAACCAAGCCGCCCAGCCUGCGGUCUUGCCGGACGGUGUGAGCCAAGUCAGCCAAAGCCAGGCUAGCGGCCUGAACUGGCGCAAGUUGAAGAUCACCCGCGAGGUAAAGGGUGAGGACGGCGAGAUACAGACCGUUACAGAAAUCGUGCACGAUCCGGUGGUGAUUGCCCAAUAUAGCAAGCGGAGGAGGCAGAUGGAGUUUGAGAACAUUGAUAUUUACAACGUAGAACUUACUGGCGAUCCCGACAAAGACGAUCUCAUUCUCGAAAAGGCCCGCAUUGAGCAAGAGCGUCUAGAAAAGAACAAAGAGCGACGCAAGAAGCGCGAAAAACAAAAGAAGCUCCAGCAAAAAAUGCGGGAUGGAGGCACCGCCGGAGACGAGGGCUCCCCUGAGCCGACCACGGAAAAGGUGACUGGUACGACUCGGAAGUGCGCCACUUGUGGCCAGGUCGGCCACAUCAAAACCAAUAAGAAGUACGUAUGCCCCUUCUGCCUACAAAGGGAAGAGGAAGCAUCCAGCUCCCGCCUGAAGGGCCUCAUCUACGGCAGUCACCAGAAGUCUGGAAGACGUAGCAGUUGGCGGCCCACUCAGAAUCCCCGUGAGGGUGACGACUUCUGGGAUCCCCGUUGCUGGGAUUCAAGCGCCUUCCAGGCCGAGGUGGAGUCGUGUCCGCGGCGGAAAGGCAAACAAAAGCAAAUUGCUCGGGAAGAUGCCGAGAAUUGGGAUUAG